AUGGUAGACACCAUUCUCACAACCACUGGUCACGCUUCGCCUCUCGCACAACUUGUUCUCUUCGUUUACCGACUUCUAGGCACGCAGUUCGGUCUGGAUCCGUCAAUGGUACUGGCUAUCUUGGGCUUCGCAUGGGGCGCACUGAAAAUCGGUUCACAGAUUUAUGGCUCUGUCCAGCGGUUUGUUGACGAUUAUCUCAUGUGCGCCAUGUACGUUACUGAAGAUGACCACAUAUAUAUGCAUCUGAUGAAGUGGUUGUCCCAUCAUCCAAGUAUAAAAAACAGCCAAUAUCUCAUGGCUCAAACUGUCUGGAAGAGCGCUUGGGAGGAAGAAGAUGAACUAGAAGAUGCACUAUUCUGGACGAAUGGUGGCGAAGUUGGUGGUGGCGAUAAGAUGUACCUGAAUUUUUCCAACCAAGCAGCCAAAUCGAGUCCUAGAUUUGUCCCUGCUAUGGGUUCAACGGCAUUUUGGCAUAAAGGAACAUAUUUCAGAGUCCAUCGGAAAAAGGAGUCGUUCGUCAAUACUCAUUCGUGGGGAGGUCCAAUGAAAGAUCUCGAAGAGGUUAAGAUCUCGUGUUUCGGACGCUCAAUAGAUCCCAUCAAGCAGCUGCUAUCAGACGCUAAAGCCCUGUAUUACAAUGACACUCGCCAGAAAACAACCAUCUAUCGCCCAAGAGUCAAGGAGCAAAGGCGAGAUCAUAACAUGUGGCAGCAAGUAGCACGACGCCCCGUAAGACCCAUGUCAACAGUUGUGCUCGACUCUUGUGAAAAACACGAUAUUUUGUCCGACAUCAACGAGUAUCUGCACCCCUCGACGCCACGAUGGUACGCUUCUCGCGGAAUUCCGCUGAGGCGAGGUUAUCUCUUCCAUGGACCACCAGGUACCGGAAAGACCAGCUUUUCCUUUGCUCUAGCAGGCGUAUUUGGCAUCGACAUAUAUGUCAUUAGCCUGCAAGACGCCGGUGUGAACGAAGAAGACUUGGCGACACUAUUCACUAAACUACCACGAAGAUGCAUAGUCCUUCUAGAAGAUAUUGAUACCGCAGGUCUACGACGAGAUCUCAGCACAGAAAACGAGGAUACAUUACAGGAUAGUAAAAGCGAAGACAAGGACAAGAAAGAUAGAAAAAAGAAGCAGAAGCGAAAGGCUGAUACCAGCGACAGCGAGUCAGAGAGCGAACCCGAAAGGAAGCCGAAGAAGCGAGGCUCAAGAAAGAAAGAUUUCAGCAAAAGCAAUCCUGUGGCUUUUGAAGGCAUAUCUUUAUCCGGGCUUUUGAAUGCCAUUGAUGGUGUCGCAUCUCACGAAGGCCGAAUCCUCAUCAUGACGACCAACAAGCCCGAGGCUCUGGACGAGGCGUUGAUUCGUCCCGGAAGAGUAGACGUUCAAGUAAAUUUCAGCAAUGCCACCAGCGUCCAGGCUGGUGAGUUGUUCCAUCGAAUGUAUGAAGCGUCCCGCUUAAAGGAGACGACAAAGACGAUAAACGGCUCGGCAAGAGUGGAAGAGGUGGUAGAAAAGACGAAUGAGCAGCCAGCAGCCAGGCACUCUAUUGAUGAAUUAGACUCAAUCACAGCUGAAGAGAUGAAGGAGAUAUCAGAGGAAUUUGGCCAAAGAAUCCCAGAAGGCAUCUUCUCUCCUGCAGAGAUCCAGGGAUUCCUCCUCAAGCGCAAAAAGUUUCCGCGCCGAGCGCUGGAUGAGGUAUCAGAAUGGGUUGAAGCGUCACUGCGGCAGAAGGAGGCGAAUUCCAAAGUUUUGACUGUGCAGUGA
This is a messenger RNA of Trichoderma asperellum CBS 433.97, 1764 nucleotides long. RefSeq lists its product as uncharacterized. Gene Ontology annotation, molecular function: ATP binding; ATP hydrolysis activity. NCBI's taxonomy places the organism in Eukaryota, Fungi, Ascomycota, Sordariomycetes, Hypocreales, Hypocreaceae. The record is from RefSeq and is a predicted model, not a curated record. Gene Ontology annotation, biological process: protein insertion into mitochondrial inner membrane from matrix; mitochondrial respiratory chain complex III assembly. Gene Ontology annotation, cellular component: mitochondrial inner membrane.